GAAUGGAAGCAGAUGCGCUUGAACGAUUGAUGAAUCAGAUGCAGGAUUGGUUAAAACAAGCUGAAGAGUUCAUCCGUCAGACACCCCAGACUCAACUUUACACAGCAAUUGGGGUUGUUUUGUUGACUGCAGUUUUGCUUAUAUUAGUUCGUUUGUUCAAACGCACAAAGCCUGACACCAUUGUUUUGACGGGGCUUAGUGGAGGUGGGAAAACUGUCAUGUUCUACAGUCCCAUGCGUGGGAUGCAACAUGAAUAUCAUCCAUUGAACAUCCCUGUUUCCCUCAUUCAACGGUCUGUUGGUAUCUUUUAUAUGUCAAUCCAGUAUGUAGACAUAACC
Molecule: messenger RNA, 338 nt
Organism: Thlaspi arvense
Lineage: Eukaryota; Viridiplantae; Streptophyta; Magnoliopsida; Brassicales; Brassicaceae
Source: the annotation of a GenBank genome assembly